This is a messenger RNA of Trypanosoma rangeli, 1842 nucleotides long. Its product is annotated as putative vacuolar protein sorting-associated protein. Gene Ontology annotation, biological process: vesicle-mediated transport; intracellular protein transport. The record is from RefSeq and is a predicted model, not a curated record. The coding region runs from base 1 to 1842 and encodes 613 amino acids. Lineage: Eukaryota; Euglenozoa; Kinetoplastea; Trypanosomatida; Trypanosomatidae. Gene Ontology annotation, cellular component: Golgi membrane. The transcript has a single exon.
AUGACCCUUGCCCCACGAGCCCGUCUUAACUGUAUUGAACAGGCGUGGGCAUACAUCGAUCGAAUCCUGGAUGGUCCGGACGGCCUCAAAGUUCUUUUGUGCGAUGACGCAACCCGCAAUAUUAUAUCUGUGGUGUAUUCGCAACAUCAGCUGCUUCAACAUAAUGUGGUGCUUGUGGACAUGCUGAGCAACCGGGAACAUUACCCAAUGAAGCACCUUCACUGUAUCAUAUUUUGCCGACCGUUACCGUCCUCGUUGGCCUGCGUGUAUCAGGAACUGGCGGAGGGCAACUUUGCCUCCUUUUCCCUUUACUUUUCACACCUACUAGAAUCGAAUAUUGUGCAGUCUUUGGCAAAUGCUGAUCUCUUAAACUUGACAAGAGCCCUCAAUGAGGUUUAUUUGGACUCCGUGCCCCUCACAGAGUACGUGGCUAUCGCACAGCUAAAGCCCACAGCUCUGCAUUCGAUGGCCGGUCCCAUUGUGAACCCUAUCACCUACUCACAAUGGGAUAGCGCGUCGUUAGAUCGUAUGACGGAGGCUAUUGUAAGUCUCAUGUUGAUGACAAACCGUCGCCCUGCCAUCCGUUAUCGAGGAGGGAAUAAAGUCUCAGAGAAGCUGGCGAAGCUCGUGGCAGGCAAGUUGAAAACAGUGCAUCAAAGUUUUCCAGACCUCAAAGCGAAGGAGUCGGUGCUUGUGAUUCUAGACAGGAUGGAUGACCCGGUUACAGCUCUCGUCAUGCCAUGGACCUAUGAGGCGAUGAUACAUGAAAUUAUUGGGUUUCAAUAUGGAAACGAGGUCACCAUCGACGACCCGGAUGCUAAACCUGAAGAGCGUGUGCAUGUUCUUACGGCGCACACCGAUCCGUUUUUUGCUCAGCACCGCUACGACGAUUAUGGGCAGGUGUGUAUUGCGGUGAGUGAGUUAGUGAAGGCCUACAAGGCCCUGAACAACUUUGAUAGGAACAAUGUGUCAUUGGACGAAAUUAAAAGCUUUAUGAGUCGUUUUCCUGAGGCACGUAAGCAAUCGGUGCAGGUGACACGACACUGCGGUCUGGCGAGUCAGUUGGUAACGGAGGUGAAUGGACGUAAUUUAACGCAUUUGUCGGUCUUGGAGCAGGAAAUGUUAACUUCCAGUAACGUCGCAGAACACUCCAGGCAAAUGAUGGAUAUUGUACAGGAUCCGAAGACGGACAUUGACGACGCCCUGCGCAUGGUGAUGCUCUACGCUCUACGGUAUGAAAAGGUGAAUGGGAAUAACAUUGCACAAUUAAAGGAAAUGUUAGAGAAACGCAACUGUCCGGUGGGCAGAAUUUCACUCAUCGAUCGCGUGCUGGAGUACGGAGGGGCGGAUAAACGGCUGCAUCAGCUGUUCCGUGUGUCCACAGGCCACAUGUUGAAGAUUGCUGCUAAAGCUGUGGGCCACUUUGGAAAAGAUAUUCAGAAUAUCCUGACACAGUACGUUCCCCUCAUGAAAAAGCUCAUCAAUAGAGUUUACAAUGGGACGCUGUCGGAGGAGAAAUACCCUGUACAGGAGGUUGAGGGCGCUCCCAUUGCAGCCUCAGCCGUACCUACCAUCCGUGCGAAGGACAUUAUUAUUGUGAUGGUGGGCGGUGUAACAUACUCGGAGGCAAUGCUGUUGCACCAAAUUAAUCAAGGCCAGGUGCCCAAUAACGUGGAAUCCUUGAUGAAUUUGGGUAAAAAUGUGACACGCUUUGUGAGCGGUGAUCCCAGCGCUAACGCCGCGUCAAGUGAACCAUACUCCGAGAAUAUUGAGGCUCGUGUCACGCUGCUCUCUACCAGCAUGAUUGAUUCAAAGGACUUCAUCCACUCAUUGCCGUCGUAA